CCCUGCAAAAAUCACAGUUCCCCAACAGGCGACGCUGAGUGAAGUUGAGUGCAGAGUUUCGUAGAGAGAGAAAGCCAUGACUAACACGGAUCUGAAAGCCCUGGAGCUGCUGUUCCAGCGACCACUGGAACCGGUAUUCACCACCCGUGACUCCGGAAAAACGGUGCUGGAACUGCCCGACUCCUUCUACACGGAUCGCUAUCGCAAUGACACCGAGGAGGUGGGCAAUCGAUUCUCCAAGGACGUGGAUCUGAAGAUCCCCAUUCAGGAGCUGGCCAACGUGCCCAGUCUGGACUUUACCAAAAAGGUUGGUCUCAAGGAUCAAUUUUCUCUGUUCAACAAUCUCCAUCGGGGCAUCGCCAGUGAGCUGGUCACCCUCUUCAUGGGCGCUCCCAAUCUCCGGCAAUUUGUGUCGCUUUGCGUUUACACCAAGGAUCGUGUGAAUCCGGUGUUGUUCCAGUACGCCUAUGCCGUAGCCGUGGCCCAUCGCCAGGAUACGCGUGAAGUGCCCAUUACCAACAUCUCGCAGGUCUUUCCCAGCAACUUUGUGGAACCCUCCGCCUUCAGGGAUGCGCGCCAGGAGGCUUCUGUAAUUGGGGAGAGCGGCGCACGUGUCAAUGUGGACAUUCCGCAGAACUACACGGCCUCGGAUCGCGAGGAUGAGCAGCGUUUGGCGUACUUCCGUGAGGACAUCGGGGUGAACAGCCACCACUGGCACUGGCACUUGGUCUAUCCCGGCACCGGACCCCUAGAGGUGGUCAACAAGGAUCGUCGUGGCGAGCUCUUCUACUACAUGCACCAUCAGAUCCUGGCGCGCUACAAUGUGGAGCGCUUCUGCAACAAUCUGAAGAAGGUGCAGCCGCUAAACAAUCUGCGCGCGGAGAUACCCGAGGGCUACUUCCCAAAGAUCCUGUCUAGCACAAACAAUCGCACCUAUCCCGCCCGAGUGACCAACCAAAAGCUGAGGGACGUGGAUCGCCAGGAUGGGCGUGUGGAGAUCUCCGAUGUGGAGCGCUGGCGCGAUCGCGUCCUGGCCGCCAUUGAUCAAGGAUACGUUGAAGAUACCUCUGGCAAUCGUACGCCUUUGGACGCUGUUCGUGGCAUAGAUAUUCUUGGCAACAUGAUUGAGGCCAUUCCAAGUCUAUCUAUCAACUAUAAUUUCUAUGGCAAUCUGCACAACGAGGGGCACAACUUAAUCUCCUUUGCCCACGAUCCCGAUAACCGUCACCUGGAGGACUUUGGUGUGAUGGGCGAUGUGACCACAGCCAUGAGGGAUCCCGUCUUCUACAGGUGGCACGGGUUCAUUGACUCGGUGUUCAACAAGUUCAAAACCCGCUUGGAUCCAUACAAUGCGGGGGAGCUGAACUUCGAUGGCGUUACUGUGGACUACAUUGAGGCCAAGAUUGGCAAGUCCAAUACCACGGCCAACACCCUGUUGACCUACUGGCAGAAGUCGAGUGCCGAUUUGGCAGCUGGCCUGGACUUUGGUCCAUCGGCCGAUGGCAACAUCUUCGCCUCGUUCACCCAUCUCCAGAACGCGCCCUUCACCUACACCUUCAAUGUGACCAAUGCUGGAGCUAGACGGACGGGCACUUGCCGCAUCUUCAUCUGCCCCAAGGUGGAUGAGCGUAAUCAGCCACUGAGUCUGGAGGAGCAGCGACUGAUGGCCAUCGAAAUGGACAAGUUCACAGUGGAUUUGGUGCCGGGUGAGAACACUAUACGCCGCCAGUCGACAGAGUCCUCGGUGGCCAUUCCCUUCGAGCGCUCAUUCCGCCCGGUUGGAGCGGACUAUCAGCCCAAGGCCGCCGAUGAGCUGGCACGCUUCAAGUUCUGCGGAUGUGGGUGGCCACAGCAUCUCCUGCUGCCCAAGGGCAAUGCCCAGGGAAUGCUCUUCGACCUGUUCGUCAUGAUUUCCGAUUACUCGCUGGACGCCGUUGAGCAGCCGAAAACACCCAAUGAUGCCUGCAGCACGGCUUACUCGUUCUGUGGUCUGAAGGACAAAUUGUAUCCUGACAGACGCACCAUGGGCUAUCCGUUCGAUAGGCGUCUGCCCAAUGCCAACCUCGCCCAGUUGGUCGCCGCCUUUGGCAACAUGGCCAAGACCGAUUUGAGGAUUGUCUUUAAUGAUCGCGUGAUUGACAAGGCCUAGAUGAUUGCAGUCACAAUCAGCAGCUCUUAUUUGUGCAUCCAU
Messenger RNA from Drosophila yakuba, 2191 nucleotides. RefSeq names its product phenoloxidase 2. Bases 77 to 2149 code for a protein of 690 amino acids. Gene Ontology annotation, molecular function: oxidoreductase activity. Lineage: Eukaryota; Metazoa; Arthropoda; Insecta; Diptera; Drosophilidae. The record is from RefSeq and is a predicted model, not a curated record. The transcript is spliced from 6 exons.